UCUCCAGCAGCUUCCAGCCUUCCUGGAUUUUCAUACUUUGUUUAAUUCUCUAGGUAAGGCAUGAUGUUGAUCUUCUCCAAUUGGGCUUUUUCAAACAUAGUAGGCAGCCAGAGAGGCUUCAGAGUAGUGGGAAGGCACAUAAUGGAAAAGGGCAGCAGCGGGCAGUAGGAGACUGUUGUCUACAGCACUAAAAAAAAAGUUCAGAAGCACCAACAAGAAAAAUUUGGAAUAAAUUAUCAAGCACCUGAAGACAAAGGAGGAGAGAUCCCGACCUGUAUAUGUUUGUGGAAAAUUUAUUCUAUCAUCCUCUAUUCAAGUCUGUUAUGAUCAGCAGCAUUACGCUCAAUGCGAUAUUCUUGUCUUUAGAAACUGAUUAUAAAGUUUAUUAUGAGUCAUAUUUGUUCCUGCAGGUUGCAGAUCUGAUCAUUUUAGCGAUCUAUACCACAGAAUUUCUAAUGAGCCUUUACUUGGACCCGGUUAAUUAUUGGAAGGAUGGUUAUAAGCGUUUUGAUGCUAUUGUCCUUUUCCUUGCUUACCUCCCAUAUACCAUUGACCAUAGCAACCCAGAAAAGCACCAUAUUGAAAGCAUGCUGAAAGGAUUCCAAGCUCUCCGAGUCCUCAAGCUGCUCUACUAUAGUCCAGGGAUAACCAAUCUAUUGGCAGCUAUGGGCCAGACUGUGAAAAAUGUAAUCUAUGUCCUUGUCUUGUUGUUCUUGCUAAUAUUUAUCUUUGCUAUUCUGGGACAUGGUUUGUAUGGAGACCCGCAACAGGGAGAUCCUCAGAACUGGGGAAGUUUAGCAGCUGCCUUUUUUACACUCUUCAGCUUAGUAACGGUUGAUGGAUGGACAGACUUGCAGGAUGAAUUGGAUAAUAAAAAGUUUGUUACAAGCCGAACAUUCACAAUAGUAUUCAUUCUCCUAGGAUUUUUUGUAUUUUUCAAUAUGUUUAUUGGAGUUGUCAUUAUGGAUAUCCAGAACUCAACUGAGCAAUAUGAGCAAAAACUGAAAGAAGAAAGGCAGGUUACUUUGAUUGCAAAGAAGCAGACCAUCUUAAAAAGGCAACAGGAAGAAAUAUUUGAAUUGUUUAAUCUGCAGAAAUCAACCGAGUACAAAACCUUCGAUGAAAUGGUGGAAAGCUUUAAAAAAAACCUACUUCAUUCAGAUCCUAUGAUCUUGGAAGACUUCUGUGCCAGCCUGCCAUUCAUUGACCUCUAUUUGGCAUCCCUUGAUCGUCAGGAUGCCACUGUGUACAAGCUGCAAGAUCUCUACUACGAAAUGGUUGCCAUUUUGAGUACCCUGCUAUACCAUUCCCAGGAAAAGUGUUUGCAGUCUCUGCAGUGCUUUAGGGGAAGAUCUAAGUAGUCCAUUGUCACCAAAGUAAUGUAGGACAUUGCUGUCAUUAAGGUGCCAAAAAUAUUUUCUUUGCAUUUGAAAAAUAAAGUAGAAUAGAAACUUAA
Molecule: messenger RNA, 1456 nt
Organism: Pantherophis guttatus
Lineage: Eukaryota; Metazoa; Chordata; Lepidosauria; Squamata; Colubridae
Gene: CATSPER3
Product: cation channel sperm associated 3
Biological process (GO): flagellated sperm motility; transmembrane transport; sodium ion transport
Cellular component (GO): CatSper complex; membrane; acrosomal vesicle
Molecular function (GO): voltage-gated calcium channel activity
Source: RefSeq, a predicted model, not a curated record